AACGAUACUGGAGUUUUGUAAAAUGGGAGACCAGACAACUAUGUAAUUAUAAUUAUACAGACCUAUUGAGACGGAUUCCCGAAGUUCUCAUUAGUGUUCCCCUAACAACUAUUCACAAAUUUGCACGCAAGUCGUGGAGAUACAUGGAUACAUAUGAUAAGGGAUUGGAGGGUAGAGUUGCUGAAUGGACUGUUAAUAA
Ambispora gerdemannii is the source of this 199-nucleotide messenger RNA. The record is from the annotation of a GenBank genome assembly. NCBI's taxonomy places the organism in Eukaryota, Fungi, Glomeromycota, Glomeromycetes, Archaeosporales, Ambisporaceae.